Messenger RNA from Colletes gigas, 384 nucleotides. It is a transcript of the gene PIG-P, whose product is annotated as phosphatidylinositol N-acetylglucosaminyltransferase subunit P. Gene Ontology annotation, molecular function: phosphatidylinositol N-acetylglucosaminyltransferase activity. Bases 1 to 384 code for a protein of 127 amino acids. NCBI's taxonomy places the organism in Eukaryota, Metazoa, Arthropoda, Insecta, Hymenoptera, Colletidae. The record is from RefSeq and is a predicted model, not a curated record. Gene Ontology annotation, biological process: GPI anchor biosynthetic process. The transcript has a single exon.
AUGGAGCAUACGCCUGCUCCGUACGGACCUAGAUCUAUUUAUGGAUAUGCUUUGUACAUAGGUUCAAAUAUGCUCUUUUUCUUAUUCUUGGUUUGGGCAAUAGUACCAGAUCAAAUUUUAAUUAAUUUAGGAUUAACCUAUUGGCCUUCCAAGUAUUGGGCAGUAGCGAUUCCAAUUUGGGCCUUAACUGCUCUUGCUACCUUUGCGUUUAUUAUUUACCCAGCUAUAAAUUUAUUAAUGACACCCAAUAUAGAUGAUAUUACAACUAUUAUGGACAAACAUUCGCGUCCCAAAAAAGAAACUGUUUCAGGUGGUAUACCUCCUGUCUUUGACAUUCCAAUAACUGAAGUUUGCAGAAAAUUAUAUUUACCAAAAAAGAAAUAA